CAUUCUCAUUCAUCUCUGAUCUAACUUUGAACUUCUUCUUCUAUUGGAUCCCUAAAACAUUCAUCUCUCUGCAACUUUCAACUUCAACUUCAACGGCAAACAUACCUUGCUUUUAGAUCUCUCAUCAAUAUCAGAUUUAAAGAAAUCAAGGUUAAGAAAAUGCACACCUCAAGCCCACUAAAGAAAGAAUUUCUCAAGAAAUGGAUGGAGGGUCUUCAAAUAUGUUGUUCUUCAAAGAAGCAAAUGAAUGUCUUGGAGAGAAAGAAGAAAAUUAAGCUUUCUGCAGAUAUUGCCAUGGCUUCUGCUAAAAAGACACCAACGUCUUGGAGCAAUGCACUAAUUUCCUACGCCAGGAGAAACGAAGAAUACAUGAUUCUGACCGACCAGUUAUUAGGCCCUGAAUCACAGUUCAAUCUACAGAAGAGUACAGAUAGAAUGAUCGGUUUCCAUAAGAGGGUUCAAUGCAAGAAAAUCUUGAAAAGGAGGAAUACUUACAGUGCUGGUAAACGAACGAAGAAGAAGACGGGGCAUCCUCGAUUGAUUUCAGCUACUCUUAUUGCAAAAAGAUUGGUGAAGAAGAGGACUAAAGUGCUUAAAAGGCUUGUACCUGGUGGAGAAUCCAUGGAUGAAUUCUCCCUCAUCAAAGAAGCAUUGGACUACAUUCUUUCUCUUAAGGUACAAGUUGAUGUGAUGAGAAGCGUUGUUACUGCAACUGAGAUCUUGAGUAAUGAGAAGUCGCUGAAAUCUGUUGAAUAAAGAACUAAAACAUAGAACUUGAAAGAAAUCAUGUACAGGUAUUGCAGUUGCACGCAUGCACCACUAGUUUCUUUCUUUCUUUUUCAUUUAUUUUUCAUCGAUCGUGUAUCUAACACAUUUGUGCCAGCUAGCUAGUACAUUUGAUCUAUGCAAAUCCCCCCUUUAAUUUCAUAUGAAUAUGACAAAAAACUUGAUAGCAUGCACAUAUGGAAUUCUGACUUAAGAGA
Messenger RNA from Cynara cardunculus var. scolymus (artichoke), 983 nucleotides. Its product is annotated as transcription factor IBH1-like 1. Lineage: Eukaryota; Viridiplantae; Streptophyta; Magnoliopsida; Asterales; Asteraceae. Bases 160 to 756 code for a protein of 198 amino acids. Gene Ontology annotation, molecular function: protein dimerization activity. The transcript has 2 exons. Gene Ontology annotation, biological process: regulation of DNA-templated transcription. The record is from RefSeq and is a predicted model, not a curated record.